Messenger RNA from Mytilus trossulus (common blue mussel), 1779 nucleotides. RefSeq lists its product as uncharacterized. Bases 1 to 1317 code for a protein of 438 amino acids. Lineage: Eukaryota; Metazoa; Mollusca; Bivalvia; Mytilida; Mytilidae. The transcript has 4 exons. The record is from RefSeq and is a predicted model, not a curated record.
AUGGGGGAGGCCAAACUUGACAAAAUUUGGAGUGAAACUGAGUUCUUUAAUGCAAGAUGUAAAGAAUGUAAGAAAAGAGACAGAUUGGAUCCUGUGGAAAAUGAAUGUAUGUUAGAUAAGGUUGAAAAUGGUAGGUUACAAAAUGGCGUUGGAAGACAAAGUUCUAAUGGCUCGGCUGGCAAUGGUCAUAUAAUAGGGUCAGAUGGUGAUUCAAUUUCAAUGUCAAAAUUCCAGGAAGUGCAGGAAAUUUCAAAUGGGAAACCAGUUGUGAAAAGAAAUACCAGUAAUGUACAGAGUGAUACAAAUGUGAAUGAACAUGAUGGACGACAAAAUUCCUAUCAUUUAGAUUCAGCUAGUGAACAAGCUAGUGGCUUAACUAUGAACACUUGUAUUAAUGGAUCUGAAGCAGCAUCUAUAUGUGAAAAUAAAAUAGAGACCAGGGACAGAUCUAAAAUGUCAAACUCAGAUAGUACAUUUUGUAAUACUUUAUAUAACACUUUGAAUGCUGAUAGCUUAUCACAAGAUGACAAUUCUAUCGGUGAUCAAGCUUCAGAAUCAGUUUUUGUACACAAUUCUCCACAGACUCACUCAUCAGUGCCAUGUGAUCUUGAGCCAGACACAAUACCAAAAACAAUGAGUGACAAUUUCUCUAUAGAAUCUGUAAAGGAACUAAGAAAGGAAAGUCUUCUAAAGAAUAAUUCCAAUGGGAAUAUUCCUGAGGCAUUAUUUCAAAGCUUACAGACUGUGCCUAAUAGACAGACCAAUUUAAAUGAGAUUAACCAACAAUCAGAGGUACCAGAACUACCAGCUGCAAAUCCAACUGCUGCAAGAGAAAUCCUCAAGCCACAGACAAGAGUCAAGCCAAUGGCUAAAGUCAUUCCAGUAAGAUUAACAUCACAAGAACAACAAGCCAAUGCUCAAUCACCAGGAAAUGGAGCAGAAGGGUAUACUCCUUCCCCAACAACUGAAUAUGGUAAUGAUAUCCAACAAGCAGUUAAUAAUGAAAAUCAUAAGGUCGUUGCUAAUGCUCCUUAUGGGGAGUACCCGGACAUGAGUGAAAAUAAUACAGAAGAUGGUUCCAUUUCUGCACAGGGUCCUCCACUAAGUAUGGAUGGUUCAGGAGAUUUAAGACAGCAACCAACACUCUCCACAAAUCAUGAAUCUCCGCCAACUGACGAAAUGAACCUUCAUCAAACAGCAUCAGGAAAUGUGUUGGCUACACCGAGCUCUGACAAUAGUGUAGAAUCAGAGAGGAACCAGUCUUCAUUACAGCAAGAAACAGUUAAUCAAGUACCAGACACUUACAGUUACCCUUGAAGAAUUGCAUAAUACUGAACAGACAAUAUUUUGAUAUUACACAAUGUAUUAUAAUACAAGUGCAAAGGACUUUGUGCAAAUGUUGAACUGAUUUUUUUUUUUAUGUGUACAAUAGGUAUACUGUAUGUGCAAAAUAGAGUUUUGAUAUAAAUUUUUGUGACUUUUUAUCAAUAAGUGUUGAUUUAUGGACUAGGAAACUGGACUUUUGUCUCAUCUUUCAAUAGAGUUAAGGUGGUACCCAACACUUUCACUAAAAUAAAUUUGGCUUGUUUAAUUUUCACAAAAUUUUGUCAAAUGUUUACUUUGACACUUAAAAAAAUUAAAAAAAAUCUUGAACCAAAUGUUUUUUUCAAAAAAAUUACACUGGUUAUAUAGCAAUUUGACAAACAACAAUUUUGAUCAUUGAGAAGCUUAAUUUUCCUUUUACAACACAAUUUAAUUAAAACGUUAAGCUGACUUUAC